Molecule: messenger RNA, 1643 nt
Organism: Myotis davidii
Lineage: Eukaryota; Metazoa; Chordata; Mammalia; Chiroptera; Vespertilionidae
Gene: IMP4
Product: IMP4 homolog, U3 small nucleolar ribonucleoprotein
Exons: 9
Coding region: 692-1567 (291 amino acids)
Biological process (GO): rRNA processing
Cellular component (GO): Mpp10 complex; small-subunit processome; nucleolus
Molecular function (GO): snoRNA binding; rRNA primary transcript binding
Source: RefSeq, a predicted model, not a curated record
AGUGUAGCCAAUGGACGUUCGGGAUCCGCCGUCGCUGUGGGCCCAGCGAUCACGUAGUGGAAGCCGUGGGGUUGAAAGCCGUGGGAGUCUCGGAUUCUAAGGGCAAGCGUCCUCAGAGCAGCAGCAUUGGAACCGAGUAGUUGCUUUCUGCGCUUAGCAUCCGAAGCGAAUAAGCCAACCGGAAAGUUGGCGAGAGCUGUGGGGUUCCGAGUCGCUCUGGAAGCGGCUGCAUUUUAAAAGUAGGGCUAUCGCUGUGGAGAAGGAAGGAGGCGUAGCAACCAUUUUAAGGGAGAAACGGCUUUAGAUUUAAUUCCAAAAGGAGCUGUUAAUCGAUCCUGCGGCCUACCGUUGUGCUGGCUUUACAGCUGCUGCACUAUUUCAAGCCGCCAAUGGCAUAACUAGCGGUACAUCAUCUUCAAUUUGGACAUUCUGCACAGCCGCGACAAAUGGUGAAGCCAAAGAAGACAUCUUUAUUAAUGGCAGCCCCAGGCCGCCAAAAUCUUGACAUUUCCUCUGCCUAUUGGUAGCUCCAGUGAGCAUGCGCUUCUGGGCUGGCCAGUCGCCUUGUGACUCCCAUCAGCAGCGUUUAGUGAACCUCUACCCCUUUCUAGGUUGAGGGCGGAAGCGAGGGCUGCGUAGUUCCGGCAGCUUUCGCAGAUUCUCCGAAACCCACGUGGGAGCGGCGCCCAGGAUGUUGCGCCGUGAGGCGCGCCUUCGCCGAGAGUACCUCUACCGCAAGGCCCGCGAGGAGGCGCAGCGCGCCGCCUACGAGAGGAAGGAGAAGGUGCGGCGCGCACUCGAAGAGAACCGCCUGAUCCCCACGGAGUUACGUAGGGAGGCUUUGGCCUUACAUGGUUCCCUGGAGUUUGACGACGCUGGUGGUGAAGGUGUGACCAAUCAUGUGGAUGAUGAAUAUCGAUGGGCAGGGGUUGAGGAUCCCAAGGUCAUGAUCACGACUUCCCGAGACCCCAGUUCACGCCUCAAGAUGUUUGCAAAGGAGCUGAAGUUGGUGUUUCCUGGUGCCCAGCGCAUGAACCGUGGCCGACAUGAGGUGGGGGCACUGGUGCGAGCCUGCAAAGCUAAUGGCGUCACCGACCUGAUAGUUAUCCAUGAGCAUCGUGGCACACCUGUGGGGUUCAUUGUCAGUCACCUGCCCUUUGGCCCCACUGCUUACUUCACACUAUGCAAUGUGCUUAUGCGGCAUGACAUCCCUGACCUGGGCACCGUGUCAGAGGCCAAACCUCACCUCAUCAUUCAUGGCUUCUCCUCCCGUCUGGGCAAGCGGGUGUCUGACAUACUUCGUUACCUGUUCCCUGUGCCCAAAGAAGACAGCCAUCGGGUCAUCACCUUUGCAAACCAGAAUGACUACAUCUCUUUCCGACACCAUGUGUACAGGAAGACCAACCACCGCAAUGUGGAGCUGACCGAAGUUGGCCCUCGCUUUGAGCUCAAGUUAUACAUGAUUCGCCUUGGCACGCUGGAACAGGAGGCCACAGCAGAUGUGGAGUGGCGUUGGCAUCCUUACACCAACACUGCACACAAGAGGGUCUUUCUAAGUGCUGAGUGAGCCCAUUCUGUUGUCAGGAUAUGGGCUUGGACCCAGGAGGUAGGGGUGGUCAGAAUAAAGUCUGUGUGCCACACCA